Molecule: messenger RNA, 1150 nt
Organism: Zophobas morio
Lineage: Eukaryota; Metazoa; Arthropoda; Insecta; Coleoptera; Tenebrionidae
Product: casein kinase I-like
Exons: 4
Coding region: 56-1063 (335 amino acids)
Biological process (GO): endocytosis; peptidyl-serine phosphorylation; signal transduction
Cellular component (GO): plasma membrane; cytoplasm; nucleus
Molecular function (GO): protein serine/threonine kinase activity; ATP binding
Source: RefSeq, a predicted model, not a curated record
UUUCAGGUCCCGUCAAAAUUUCCGUCUAGUUGCAAUGUUGUAAUGUGAAUCCAGGAUGCAGUCCCGCCAAAACUCCAGUUCCGGGCUUUUGAUGGUCGGCCCCAACUUCCGCGUGGGCAAAAAAAUUGGAAGUGGCAAUUUUGGGGAACUACGUCUGGGCAAAAACCUCUACAACAACGAACACGUGGCGAUCAAACUGGAGCCGAUCAAGACCAAAGCGCCGCAGCUCCAUCUGGAGUACCGCUUUUACAAGAUACUCGGCACCAACGAGGGCAUACCUAAGGUGUACCAUCUGGGGACUUGCGGGGGUCGAUAUAACGCGAUGGUGAUGGAAUUGUUGGGUCCUAGUCUGGAAGAUUUGUUCACGUUGUGCAAUAGGAGGUUUCGGUUGAAGACUGUGUUGAUGAUAGCGGAUCAGUUGUUGACUAGGAUAGAGUAUGUGCAUAGCAAGAGGUUGAUUUUUAGGGACAUUAAGCCGGAGAAUUUUUUGUUGGGGAGGACGAAGACGAAGAAGGAGAAGAUUAUACACAUUAUUGAUUUUGGGUUGGCGAAGGAGUAUUUGGAUGAGAAUACGAACAGGCAUAUACCAUACAGAGAGCACAAGUCCCUAACCGGUACCGCCCGCUACAUGAGCAUCAACACCCACCUCGGCCGUGAGCAGUCCCGUCGCGACGACCUCGAAGCCAUCGGGCACAUGUUCAUGUACUUUUUGCGCGGCUCUCUGCCUUGGCAGGGCCUCAAAGCCGACACUCUGAAAGAGCGCUACCAGAAGAUCGGCGAGACGAAGCGAACCACCCCCAUAGAGACCCUCUGCGAGGGCCACCCCGAGGAAAUGGCGACCUACUUGCGUUACGUGCGUCGAUUAGACUUUUUCGAAACUCCGGACUACGAAUACUUGAAAAAAAUGUUUAAAGAUUUGUACAAGGAGAAAGGCUACCAAGACGAUGGAAUCUUCGACUGGUCAGACCGGUUAAUUUGGUUAAGUGGCCGAGAAAGGAAGUUCAGUGACACAAAAUAUUAUUUCAGCAAGCAUAUUACUCCCAGCGCUACGAGUGAUGGUUGACUCCACCGUCGGCGACCGCUCUUGUCAAAGAAUGAAACUAAAAGACAUUGUGUAGCAGUUGUAUUGAGUAAAUGACCUAAGGCUAAC